GGCAGGACCCAGAGUAGCUGCCCCACCGCUGCCUGUCAAGGACCCGCUCCCUGGUCCCGCUUGCUCCGUGGCGAUUUUGUUCAGGCGGCGGCCGGGCAGCUCGGGCGGGGCGGAAGCGGGGCGAAGGACCCCACCGGCCGGCCGGCGCAGCGGCGGCUGACGUGUGCCUGGGGGCGGUGGCGGCGGUUCCUGGGCCCGGACCGGAUCAUGUCGAAAGUCACCUUCAAAAUCACGCUGACCUCGGACCCGCGGCUGCCCUACAAAGUGUUAAGUGUGCCUGAAAAUACACCUUUCACAGCUGUCUUGAAGUUUGCUGCAGAAGAAUUCAAAGUUCCUGCAGCAACAAGUGCUAUUAUAACAAAUGAUGGAAUAGGAAUAAAUCCUUCACAGACAGCGGGAAAUGUUUUCCUAAAGCAUGGUUCAGAACUACGGAUUAUUCCCAGAGAUCGUGUUGGGAGCUGCUAAUAUCUACUGAGUGGUUUUGGAACAAGUGAAAUCACCAUGUUAAAGAAUAAAUGGUCAUAUUUAUUUUGGAAUUAGUACAACUAAUGAAUCAGCCUGUUUUAAAAUUACUUACAAUGACUUCCUGGGAUUUAAAAAUUAAUUAAAAACAGAGUUUUCAUUUUCUUUCCCUGUUAGCAUUUAACAAAUCAUAAGCUGGCCUGGCCCUUCAUCUACUAACAGAAGAAUGGUCUGAUGUAAUGCUAUAUUCUUGAAAGCAGGAUGGACCUCUUUCUUUUUACUAACAGAACCUCUUAGGAAAUGUUAUUGAAAACAAAAGGGCAAACCUUGUCAGUAGAAACAUACAACUGUGAUUGAUGGAUUAAUAACAGAAUCCUGUAUUUAGAAGUUCAUUUCAUGGAAGGAGAAUCAUGUGUUUGAUUUUUAGAAAAGGAGACCAUUAGGAGAAAUGCUUUCCUACUGAAAGCUAAAAAACAUAAGUUUAAGCCCUGAAUUAUGUAUAAUGUACAUUGUCAAACUCAAAGAAACAGUUUUCCUCACAGUUAAAAUUGUCAGUCCAAAUCGAAGGGGUAUCUUGAAAACUUCAGACUCUUGUUACUGAAAUGUGCAGAGAACUUCUAAGAAAUGUAAAUACUUGGCUACAAUCAUAAGGUACUGGAAAAAAAUUAA
Chelonia mydas (Green sea turtle) is the source of this 1131-nucleotide messenger RNA. RefSeq names its product ubiquitin fold modifier 1 (gene UFM1). The record is from RefSeq and is a predicted model, not a curated record. Gene Ontology annotation, cellular component: nucleus; cytoplasm. NCBI's taxonomy places the organism in Eukaryota, Metazoa, Chordata, Testudines, Cheloniidae. The coding region runs from base 208 to 465 and encodes 85 amino acids. Gene Ontology annotation, biological process: protein K69-linked ufmylation. The transcript is spliced from 6 exons.